This is a messenger RNA of Poecilia reticulata (guppy), 12634 nucleotides long. The record is from RefSeq and is a predicted model, not a curated record. Lineage: Eukaryota; Metazoa; Chordata; Actinopteri; Cyprinodontiformes; Poeciliidae.
CGCACAGCUAGCUGUUGCUGCUAAUGGCAGACAUAGCUGUCCAGAUUUAUAAAUAGUUUAGAGGCUGUUUGUUUCAUCCGUCUGACACUUGACACCAAAGGAUCUCACAGAGCCACAUGCUAAGCUCAAGCCCUCAUUCUAUGGCCUCAUGGUGGACACUCUCUGUGGGACAGCUCCUCUAUUUUUGUCUGGUCUCCUGUCCUGACUUCCACUGCCUGCUGCUGGUCAGAUCCUCAGAGAUCUCACAGUGGACCUCAAACUGGAUUUGGAUUAUUCUCAAUAGAAAGAGCCUGGCUCUCCCAGAAAGUGGAUAUGUGAGGUGACAGUUCAGGAUUAGAUCGACAGGGCCUCCUUUUGGGGAGAGGGACAAAACAAGCAGAAAGGGACAUAACAAACAAUUCCCUAAUUAUGGAUUAUAAACAUGGAAGGAAAGCAGCAGAGUGAAGGAUCAUUUGAGCAGAGCCAAACUGAAACAAACAAUGCCUCUGGAGAAAAUCCUGAACAGAGGCCCCAAAGUUCGGGUGCAGCAGCUCUACCAGCAAAAACGGAUUGAAACUUUAAGGUCCAUAUUUGCAUGAAUGACCGAACGACUAAAAAGCAAUAUUUUUUUCUUGUAAGUCUGCGUCAUGACCUCAGUUGAGAAGCGUCGCUCGAGCCGCAAGAGCAGUGGGCACAGGAAGCACAGUGAUGGAGGCUUCAGCGACACGUCGAGUGGGGGCUCCUUCCUGGAUGAGACUGAUCGGGAGGUCAGCAAUCUGACGGACAGAGCGUUCAGAAGCCUUUGUAUCGGAGAUGAGGCUGUUUAUAAUGACUCUGACCUCAGUUUGUCUUCGCCUAGCGCCUACUCAGACAGACAGCUGGCUUUCUGCAGAGACAGAGAGGAGAGAGAAAGGGAGGACCGAAAGAGAGCUGCACAGGAGAAUUUCAACCUCAGUGUGCAGCAAUAUGGACAGGACUGGAUCACCGCAGGGAUGUAUGGAGCAGAGAUCCAGAGAGAAGCUCAGUGGGAGGCUUAUGGGGACAGGACACAGGGGAUGGUUUCUGCCACAUUCCAGCACUCCUUAGUGGAAACCUCACAUUUGGGCAAGUCUCUGAGGGAAGAGAAGCUGUCCUUCCACAGCAACGGAGCCACGGAGUUGAGUUCACAACAACGCAGAAGCCACUCGAGAGUCUCGUCUCUCAUCAGGGCAUUUAACUCUGACGGACACAGAGACGUAGCAGGAGUGGAAGAUAACAUCAGAGAGCGGGACGAUGGGACGAGUUGGGACAAAUCAGCUCUCAUGAGUAUUCAGAGAGAACUUUCUGAAUUCUCAUACCAGCAAAAUUUCAACCAUCACUUCCAUCCUGCUGGGCCGUUUUCAUGUCGAGACCCAAACUUCUAUUCCUCUGAAGCAGAAGCAGUGACCCAGAUGUCUCACAGCUAUAUGAGGUCAUCACAAACCAAACACAUCAUGUCUGCACAGGCCAACUGCAACUCCAACUUCUUCAUCCACAGUGAGUUCAGUCCCUUCCAGUUAUGGAGAGAUUACAACAGGUUUCCGUUUCGGGAAGCGGAAGUCUCAGGCUUUAUGCAUUACUCGGAGUUUCCGAAAUGGUAUCAGACGCCAAUGUACAAUGAACUUUCUCUUGAAAAUCAAACACACAGCCGUCACAGAGACAUCAGACAACCUAGGAAUCACCUGGGAUAUCCGGUUCCUCUGACGGCUCCACGCUCCAUCUCAACUUCCUCUCAGAUCCAGAGAGCGUCAGCUGUGGAGAAACGCUGCGAGUCAGAGCUGGCGGUUCAUCAUCCUCACAGGAAGUAUACACAGAGUCUGGGGACUAACAAACUUCCGCCCCACCGCCCAUCAACUGCGUCACCCUCUACUGAGAUGUCUCGACGUGUCAGAGACACCAUCAGCUCUGUCAAAGCUCUGCAGCAAAAGGUUAAAAUGAUGUCAGAGUAUGACACCACAAAUCAACAAGAAACAUUCAGUAGGAAUGAAAGUUGGUUUAACUCAGGAAAGAACACAUUGACAGCAGAGACGAACAUUGUCGGCAGCAACAAAGCGAAUUCCUUUAGAAUUGGCCAGCAGCUUACACCUUCAGUCCAACAACAUCAGGAUGUAGACACAUCCCGCUUACACCAGCAUGAAGUCUCCCCUCAACCAGUAGAGCAUCCUCCAGUGAGAGCCGAAAGCCGAGGAGCAACUCCUGAUGUCAGGAUGUCCAGCUACAGAUCUCGAGCCACAAGCCUGCUCUUCAACCUGAAAGACAACAGAAAAAGAGUAAAAAGCACCUACAGUCCAACCAAGUUUAAAGGUUUAGAUACACCGGAGAGGAACCAACAGCCCCGCGGUCAGGAGCAACACGAAACUUCAUUUACUAAUUCAGAUGUUCAGUGUUUCCAGCCAGAAGCACUGAGAAGCACAAAUGCUGCUAUAAACCAGUAUCACACCCCCGGACUAUCACUUACUGCCCAGACAUCUCAUCCCGCUAGAGUAGACACAGGCCACUAUUCAGAAAACACUGCAAAUGACUACCAGGUAGCUCAGAUGCAAAGUCAUAGCUCUGGAUUCAGUGGCUUUGUAACUUCAAAUUACUCCAACAAUCAUCUGCUGGGAAAUGGGCAGAAUCCUAAUAAAUAUUUUACAUCAUUUACUCCCUACAGGCAAGAUAUUUAUGGAUCAGCAGAUGAAGUCAAGCAGUCUUAUUCAGCUGAGGAUACAACAGGACCGAGUGUUGACAACAAUCAACACAGAGAACAUCCAACAGGCAAAGGAAAUGCAACUCAAAGAGGAGUGUUCGUAAAGGCGGACAGAUAUGAGCAGCUCGAAGAAAACAAACACAAUUACAAAAAUGUGUCCUCCUCCCGGGAUGACUGGAGACAAGCAAGCGUCCAAGAUACAGAAAAUAUCCAUCUCAAAACAAAUGUUCCCCCAGUGAAACAUGAGACGAUGUCUUUGGUGGAACGCUUAAAGCAAGAAAAUUUGCAUGGUGGAGAAAAAGAACAAGUAAAGGAUGCUAAUUUAACACAGAAUUAUAACAGAUUUACUGAUCAGUACGGUAGAGGCCAACAAAAUCUUACAUCAGACAAAACAAUGGACAUGAUAACAACAAGACAGACUAAACUAAAUAUACCAGCUCCAAAUGAAAACAUACAAACUAACCCUCAGUUUGAAAAGAAAAAUCAGCCGAAUCCAACAUUUAUUGAAGAAAAUGCAUCAACUGUCGCAAUGACAAAUCAGAUAAAGAACAUGCAGACUGUAGACACCAAAUGUGAACAGGUGAUGGCAUCCCACAGGAAACCACAUUAUCCCCAAGUGGAAAUGGCCAAAACCCAUCAGAAAGAUAAUGCUGAGCCACCAAAAACAGAAAUAGCAAAGUUUAUUUCAUCAAGGCAACCUGCAUUCGAAAUGCAAGAGCUGCACAAUUUAAGACAAGUCAAAGAUGAUCAUAUAAUUAAAGUAGAAGGGAGGAAAAAUGAACAAAAAGAAAAGUCAAGAGACACAUACUUUCAGCAGGAAGAAGAGAAACAGAUGAAGGGUGAAAAAGAAAGUGUUUUGAAGCUAAGAGACGAGCCAACAAAUGUCACAGAAAAAGUCCCUAAGAAGCUAAAAACAGAACGAGCUGAAAAGGAGAAGCUAAAAGAGGAACACAUAAAAACCGAACUGGCAAAGACCGAGGCGCCUGAGCAGGUCAGAAUAGACCAAGUUAAACAUGAACAGGCCAAUGGCGUGCAAGCUGGGGAAAAACAGCAGAGCACAGAAAAAGCAGAGGGAGAGCAGAUGGAUGCAGAGAAAAUCAAUAUGGAAAAGGUUAAAGAAGAACAGAUCAGAGGCGAACAAAGAGAGCAGAUAAAAGAGCUGCAAACUAAAACAAUAGACGUGAAGAGAAUGGAAAUGGAGGUGUUGGAGGUCAAAACAGACCACAUGAAAGUGCAGGAUAUCAGGGAAGGUAGGGAUGAGAAAGAUUCAAGUCAUGCAUGUCAAAUUAAUUUAGAGAAGGCCACAUCAGGUACAUGCAGCACCGAAGACACGCGAGGAGAAAAGACAAAGCUGGAAGAAAACCUGGAGCAAAAGGAAACUGAGCAAUUGAAAACAGAAAACCUGCUGGAGAGGUCAGCUAAACUCACAGCCAAGCUUGCAGCAACACAGCAGGCCAGACAGGAACCGAACAGAGUUGAGCAAGUUAAGACAGAAUUAGCGAAAGCCAAAGCAGAGUUAGCUAAAAUAAAGGAGAAAAUGAGAGGAGAGCAAAAGGAAAUAGUGAGAAACAUUCUUUUCACCAAAGAAGAAGGUCUUUUAAAGAAAGACGAUUCUAAUACAGGCGAAAACACCGGCAACAAAAACCAGAACCACCCACUGGAAACACAAACUCAUGCAGUGACUGAUGAUUAUGAAAGGCUUAGGGAAAAAUAUGGUUUUACACAUCCGACAUCUGCAAACAGCACCAAAGUGUCAGCUGCAGAACAUAACGAACAAGCCAAAGAAAACAAAGUUGAAAUAGGAAAUAAUUUGUUAUCAAUUGGUGAUUUGUUGUUGACACCAGAGACAGAGAAUAAGGAGGGAGGUAGAAACUUUAAACACGGUAACGAGACAGUACAGGAGAGUGAUUGCAAUGAGCCAUUAAAUAAACCACAAUUAGGUAGCUGUCAUUCUCUUCUAACAAAUUCAUGCGAUAAAGCAAACAGAGAAAAUGUAUCUGAGAAACUGAAGGACGACGGUGGUCAGAAAUCAGAAAAAAUUGAUAUUAUUAAAAGCACAGUUUCCCUGCAAAAAGACUUUGUUUCAGCUAAACAUGAUAUAAAUUCAACUGAUCAGCGAAUUAAUGCAGGCAAAGACAUGGCUGUUGCUCCACUUAAAGCUUUGUUUCAAAGGGAGAAAGCUCAAACAAAGCAGGAAAUACUGACUUCCAAAAUAAAAGCACAUGCUGAGAAAGAGAUUUCCGCAAUAAAAGAAAAGGGAUUUGCUUUACCAGAAGGCUUUAUAGGCAAAAGCUCGGCCAUGCUGUUAGCAAGUGGUCAGAGUGUUAACAUUCGACAGAGGCCCUCAUCACAGGAAGUGCCUAAGAAGCACGAAACCACAGUGUCCAAUAAAAUCACAGCAAAGCAUCAGCUGGAGCCUUCAGGAGUGCAAAAAGAACCAGGCAAGUCUGCUUCUUCUCUGAGCUCUGACACAGUGGGUGGUGAAGCAGCAGCUAAUCAUUCAGAAAAAUCCACAAAAACAAUCCUUUCCACGAGCACCUCUGUGAGCACAACUAACAUCUGUGUGCAAAACGAAAAAAUGGAGGCAAAUCACACAGAAACAUCUGGAAGACUGAGCGGGGAAACGCAACAAGUGGAAAAUGAUGAAACUCUCACCAAAACAAAAGACCUGGCACAUGCUACGUGUAUGUCCAAACCUGUGACCGCGGAGGCCUCUAAAGAAGAAGCUCAUAAAGACUCAGAAUCAGAAGACUGUGUGACUCAAAGUGAAACCUCUGUAAGAGAUGACAGUGUGCUGAUUAUGGGGAUUAUGGUAACUGUAGUAGAAAGAAAUCCAACAGUAAAUAGUGGCCCACAGAAAAACAACAAUGAAAAACAGACCAAUUCAGAAAAGGCAGAGAGCAAUACAUCAGAUUCAGGUACAGAGAAUUCCAGCCAAGAAGAAGCAGAAGUAUUAGUGAAGGCAAGGGACUCUAACGAGAGUCCCUGUGUUAUGAAAGAAAAUGAAGAUUCUCUUGGUAAGAAUAACUUUUCAGAUAAUGUGAAAGAAACUUUAAACUGGAAAGAAAUGAACAGAGAAAUAUCAGCUGAAAACGCAGAUCUCCAACUCAACGAUUGUGCCACUAAUGCAGAACUACAGAAGAAGAGACAACCAGAAGCCGGGUCUGUCUCUUCUAAAGAUGAAUUCUUGGCCAAAACUCAAGCAGCUCUCCACCAAGUGGACACAAUUCUAGAAGACACAAAGGAUGUAAGUGUUAACAUGCCAAAGGAAAAUGUGUCAGAAACCUCUGGUCACCCAGAGGCAGGAGACGAGGGAAGUCAACAUGAAAUGCAAAAGCCUCUCGUCAAUGAAAUAUCUCAUGAUAAAGCCAAUAAAGCCGAAAACGAUCUGCCAAUGAAAGACGACACGACAACAGUUAGAAAUAUUUCCAAAAGCAGUAACAAUGAUGGGCAUCCCUCACCAGUACCAGAAGACAACACCUGCUCCUAUACUCCACCAAGCCCCUUCAAUGAUUCAUGUACGGAUAACACUGGGAUUGCGUCUCAAAACCAGCAAUCCACUGAAACUUUCAGUAAAGAACACGACCAAGAAGAUGCUAGUGUGCAUAUUGAUAACAUUGCCAUCAGAGUUGUACCAACUGAAAGUAAAAGAGACAACGUGGACAUGUUGGAAAAAUGUGACAUGAAAGCUGUUCCUCCGAAUGCGGGGUCUGCCUCUGAGCAGAAUCAGGUUGUCCCAUCCGGUAGUGAAGGAAAACUACAGACUUCAAAUCAUGGACAUCAUUUUGAAAACUCGAUUCAAGAAAACAGCGAGCAGAAGAUGAAAGACAGUCUGGAAGAAAAAUUUGCUGUACAGUAUGUGUUGUCCAGUGUCAAGAAACUGUCUGACUCAUUGAAGGCAAGUGAGAAACAGAACAAUGCAAAUACAACCAGGGAAUCCAUUACAGCUGGAGACAAAAAAUCAGAAUCUAGUGUACAGCUGGUGGAAGCAGAUUAUUUUCAAGUGCAAGGACCAGGGGAGACAAGCAACACGUCUCCUAACGAUAUCACAGCUGGAAAGGGAAAAGACGUCCUAAAGUUACUACCAAAGGAGACAUUUAUUGGCACUGAACUGCACAAGAAACAACACAGUGAUGUCUUUGUGUUCACUGUGGAUCCAAGUGAACGAAAGACAGAUCAGUCAAGUUCAGAAAUUAUUGAUGGUGAAAACUUGACGGGUAAAAAUUUGGAAACUGGCGAUAAUACAGCUACUUCAAAACAGCCUGGUGGUUCCAUGGAGAGUUGGAAUAAAAUAAAAAAUGCGUAUGCAAGCCAAUCUAAUCCCACCAGAACAUAUAAUGAGGUGAACCAGUUGGAGUCCUGUGGAACGGAAAGACAGAAUUCAGGUAAUCAAAAUUUAACAAGCACACAUUCUGAAGCUAAGCCAAAUCCAAGAGAACGAGUGUCUGCAAUACCGGAAAUAUCAGCUAUUGCAGACUAUGCCAGAUUAAAGGUGAUAGUUUCAGAGGAUAAAGAAGAGCAGCCACUUCAGCAAUUCCCUCCUAAUAAAAAGGAAGGGUUCUUCCCGUUAAUACAGACCCGUCAUAGCAGACGCCCUGUGUUUACUGAUGACCCACCAGACCGCUCUGUUAAAACCCAAAGCUUACCAAAUAAGACAGAGAUAACAGCCACAGUCAACAAAGAGUCCAAGUUGCUAGUAUUUCCUAUCAUGGAGAGGGAGCACCAGAGAACUGGGAUGUUCAAACUUGGAGACAAAGAAAGACAAGAAAAAACAGCACUGAAUGCACAAAUGACUCUUUAUAUAGACAAAGAUCCAAAUCAGAUCGAUACAAAGAACUCCCCCACAGAUAAGACAGAAUUAGUGGCAGCAGAGGAGCGUCAAUGGAGGACAGUAGAAGAAGAGCAACAAAUGAAAGUUCCUCAUGAGAUACAAUGGAGAGGAGCAGUGGAGGAGCAGUACAAGAAGACUGCACAACAAGCUCAGCAAAGGAUUGCAGAAAAGGAGCAGCAGAGGAAGGCUCUACAUGAAAAACAACAGAGAAGAGCAGCAGAGGAGCAGCGGAGGAGGACUGAGGAAGCGGAGCAAAAAAGAAAAACUGCAUAUGAAGAACAGCAGAGAAAAGCAGCAGAGGAACAGCGAAGAAAGGCUGCACAACUGGAGCAGAAAAGAAGGAUUGCAGAAGAAGAGCAACAGAGGAAGGCUCUACAUGAAGAACAACGAAGAAGAAUAGCGGAAGAGCAACAAAGGAGAAUUGAGGAAGAGGAGCAAAGAAGGAAAGCUACGUAUGAAGAACAACAGAGAAAAGCAGCAGAGGAGCAGCAAAGGAGGGCUGCACAACUUGAGCAACAAAGAUGGAUUGCAAAAGAAGAGCAACAUAGAAAAGCUGCACAUGAAGAACAGAGAAGAUUGGCAGAGGAGCAGCGAAAGAGGAUUGAGGAAGAGGAACGAAGAAGGAAAGCUGCAUAUGGAGAACAACAGAGAAGAGAAUAUGAAGAACAACAAAGAAGAGAAGCAGAGGAGCAGCGAAAGAGGAUUGAGGAAGAGGAGCGAAGAAGGAAAGCUGCAUAUGAAGAACAACAGAGAAGAGAAGCAGAGGAGCAGCGAAAGAGGAUUGAGGAAGAGGAGCGAAGAAGGAAAGCUGCAUAUGAAGAACAACAGAGAAAAGCAGCAGAGGAGCAGCAAAGGAGGGCUGCACAACUUGAGCAACAAAGAAGGAUUGCAGAAGAAGAGCAACAGAGAAAAGCUGCACAUGAAGAACAACAGAGAAGAUUAGCAGAGGAGCAGCAAAUGAGGAUUGCACAAGAAGAACAACAGAGGAGAGCAGAAGAGGAAGAGCAACGGAGGGUUGAGGAAGAACAAAGAAAGAAAACUGCCCAUGAAGAACAACAUAGACGAAAAGUGGAGGAGCAGCAAAGAAGGGCUGCACUACUGGAGCAAAAAAGAAGGAUCGCCGAAGAAGAGCAACAGAGGAAAGCGGCAGAGCAGCAAAGGAUUGUAGAAGAGGAGCAAAGAAGGAAAUCUGCAUAUGAAGAACAACAAAGAAAAGCAGCAGAGGAAAAGCAAAGGAGGAUCACAGAGGAGGAACAAAGAAAGAUGGCUGAUCAUGAAGAACAACAGAGAAGAGAGGCAGAGGAGCAGCAAAGAAUGGAGGCACAACUGGAGCAACAAAGAAGGACUGCAGAGGAGCAACAGAGGAAAGCUGUUCAUGAAGAACAACAGAGAAGAGCAGUGGAGAGGCAACAAUUGAGGGCUUCACAAAUUGAUCUUCAUAGCAGGACUGCUGAAGAAGAGCCAAGAAGACAAGAUGCACACAAAGAACAACAAAGAAGAGAAGCAGAAGUGCAGCAAAGGAGGAUUGCAAAAGAGGAGCAACAGACAAAAGUUUCACAUGAACAACAGAGUUUAGCAGUUGAAGAGCAGCUGAGAAGAGCUGGACAAUUGGAGCAAACAAGAAGGCUCAGAGAAGGCCCACAAAUGAGAAAGGCGGCACAAGAAGAGCAGGAGGGGAGAACCGUACAAGAACAAAAAAGAAAAACAGAACAACAACAAAGGAGAGCACCUCAAAGUCCAAAUGACCAACAAAGAAAAGCAAUAGACCUGAAUCAAAGAAGAGAUUCACAAUUGGAACAAAGAGAAAAAGAACAUGAACAACAAAGACAGACUGCCCUACAGGACAAGCAAAGAAGAGAGGUACAGGAGCAACAAAGGAGACUUUCUCAAGAGGACAAGCAAAUGAUCCUUUCAGCAGAAGAACAAAAGAGAGGAGUGUUAGAUGAGCAGGAAAGAAAAGCAAAACAUGAGGAGCAACAGAGGAAAGUUGCACAGAAGGAGCAACAACAAAGUGACGUGGAAGAGCACCGGAAAAGGCUUGCACAAGAAAAGCAGCAAAGGAUAGCAUCUCUGAUUGAGGAGCAAAGGCAAGUUAAACAAAUAAAAGAGCAAAUAGUUAGCAAUACUGAAAAAGAAACAAAAGGAAAAGCAAGAGAAGGAGUAAAUGUUUUAAUUUCAGAGAAGGAAAGUGUCAAACAGACACAAGAACUUAACAGAAUCCAACAACGGAAUGAGGUGCCAACGAAUGAAAGUCUUGUGGAAGAGGAGAAAACGGCAUCACGGAAAAUGUUGAAAAACGAGAAAAUAGCUGCUGAGAAGGAAGAAAUCAUGGGAGAACAGAGAACAGAAAAACAUUUCAAACAGGAGAAUGCUAUAGAAUCGACACCAACUAAAACAGAUAAUGAUAGUCAAGCUAACAAGAUGGAAGAAGACAAGCAGGUAUCAUCUCUCAAAGUAAAAGCAAGAGACAGUCAAGAGAUGGACAAAGGAACAGCGCAGAAGACGGAUGCUCUCCAGUAUUUUGCAAUAACCUCAACCAACAGAGAGAAAAGAUCCAGAGAAAAACAGUUGUCCUCCCCUUCACCUUUACAACAACAAAAUAAGAAACAAGGGGAACUUGAAUCACCCAAUGACUUGUUGCACCAGAGACAUUACAGACCUCAUGCUGCUGCAUCUCCAGCUCCAACUCUGCCCCGCUCCAACACCUCCUCUCCUGCGCCAGGAGCCAAGCCCUUGAUGUUCAGAGUAAAGGACAACACCAUCAGAGGUUCCUCUCUCACAAAGUCCGUCAAGCCACGCUUCCAUAAGAACUUUGGAGAGGACUUCUUAAUGGGUUCAACAUUUGACGGGGCAUCAGAUAAAGCAGAGGAUGACCAGGAGAUAAUCAGACGAAAUGCAGGGACCCCAUUAAGUCGUUUUGCCUCUAUCAGCGAGUCUGCAGCUCUCCUUUCGCCGACUUCAUUACAAGAUUACUCAAGCACUACCCCUCACCUGAGACCCUAUUCUAGGAGAAGCAUGGCAACGGAUGAUGACGAAUCUCGCUCUGUCAUCAGCAGCAUGUCAGAGGAUGUGGAGAGCUUUGCGACGAGUGCAGCAGAUCUGACCGAAAUGCAUGGCCUGUUUGAUUUUGACAGACCCGAAUCGGCAUGCAGUUUCAGCAGUGAUGUGUCACGGUCUCUGGGCAAACCUCCAGUUGUUCCACCAAAAAGUGAGAAAGCCUUACGGAGAGCUCAAAGGUUAACCUCUCGAAGGAUGAAGAAAGAACUCUCCAAGGCUGCAGAAGGAAACCCUGUGGGAGUUGGGAAAGAAGUCUCCAGUUUUCCUUCUUCAUCCUCCUCCUCCAAUGAGGUAUGCUCCUCCAAUCACCAUGUUGUGGCUUCCCCCCAUUUUUCUCCACCUGUUGCCUUUGCUCUUGCUCCGGCUACUGGAUCCAGCUUGCCUUCCUCUCAUAAAGAUCGCAAAUCCUCUCAUCGCUCUUUUCAUGCUUCUCCUCAUGCCACCGGCCCCAUUUCUAUCCCCAGUCCUUCGCCUCAUGCUGGUUCUGCUGUGUCUCUACAUGCUUCUAGCCCUGCUUCCAAACCCGAAGCUCUUCAAACAGUUGCUCAUGUAUCCUCUUCUCCCACUCUCCAUCAUGUCAAUCACCCAGCCACUCCUGUGACACAAUACCAUGUAGAGUCAACCAACUAUCCAUUGACUCAGCGGAAGGUUCUGCAGGAUCUGGGAUCUGGUCAGUUCUUUGUCGUAGACGUGCCUGUUCAAGUAAAAACGAAAACUUUCUUUGAUCCUGAGACAGGAAAAUAUGUUCAGCUGAACGUGCGCCAGACUGGUCAGAAUAUUUCUCAACCUCAGCUUCAGCAAAAAUACCAACAGCCUCAAGUUCAACAACAACUGCAAGUCCAGCAGCAGCCACAGUCCCUCUCCUCUGUCACCACGGCUGCUAGUAAGCCUUUUAGGUUUUAUCAAGGCUACCACAGUUCUCCCCAAAACUACCAGGCAGCUGUUGUCAACUCUGUGCAUGAAAGCAGCUCAUCAGUCUCACCAGCUCUACACCAAAGCCAGCAGGCCUCAAGAGAAAACCACAGCUGCAGAACUCCCGUUCCCGAAAUUGAUCAGAACUCCGAGGGCCAUCGCUACAGUCCAGAGAAAACACCAUACAUGGACACAGUUAAUGACAUCACCAAGACAUACAACUUGGUGAACAGCACACGGGACUCAUGCAACCCUUUUCCCGAGUGCGACACAAACAGCCCGCUUGGUAGAAGUUCAGUUUGUGAAAACGAUCACUCAGCUAACUUGGAGUAUCAACCUCGUGACAUUAUUACCAUAAGUGAACUAGAAGAUUUCAUGGAGGUGUCUGACUGGUGAGAAAAAAGACUGACAUAAAAGUAAAGAAGUUUUUCCUGAAAAUAUAACACCUGAAACAUACAGUGUAUAAAUGAUGCCAUACAAAGUUUAAGUAACUUGUCAUCUGAAACAAAUUUUGUUUUUAAUUGUAUAGGUCACUGUGACAUGCUCUUAAACUGCUGCUGAUGUCUUUUUCACAGAUUAACUGUUUUAUUUUGUAUUUGUAUUCUAUAUUUAUUGUUACCAUUCCAUUUGGCUUUGAAUGUCAGAAGCUAACAUAUCUCCCCGUGUUAACAGUGACAUCUGUAUCUCAUUUCCUGGUAUGGUGAACAUACCUUACAUAAACAAAUUGCGAACUGCCCCAUCAUAAAGUGCUUGGUCCUUUAUGGAAGAAUAUGCAUUUACUUUGCAUUAUAAGCAAUGGCUGGUCUGUUUUACCUUUCAUGUUGUUAAAGCCUUGCAAUGCAUGAAAUAACUCUUCAAAGUCAAAGAUCUUCAAAUGGUAUACAACAUAGUUUGUCUAUGCAGCAAGAGUGUCAAAACGAACAUGGUCACAUGGAAGUGAUACGAUUGUUGUUUUAAAGUUAUACGGUACUCUGUUUUAUAAGACGGAUGUUUCUAGGAGUGCUUUUGUGUUGCUGUGAAUGUAGCAUGACAUGGACUUUUUCAGACAACAAAAACACAUUUAACACAGAUAUUUCCCACCAUGUGAUUGUUAAUUUUUUUUUCUUUUGAGGAUUAAAAUAAAACAAGAUUUCUGAAAGAUUUCACAA